AUGUCCUGGGAGUUCAGGGGAGCCAGCCGGAUGAUCAAAGUGAAGGUGCAUCCAGUCCAGAUCCUGAUCUGGGCUGUUUUGGUGUUUGCAGCUACAACCAAGGGGCUGGCUGCUGAUGCCCCAUGGAGGAACACCAGACUGGGAUGGGUCCAGGGGAAGCAAGUCACUGUGCUAGGAAGCAUCAUGCCUGUGAACGUGUUCCUUGGGAUCCCCUAUGCAGCACCCCCUCUAGGAUCCUUGCGAUUUGAGAAACCGAAGCCUGCGUUACCCUGGAAGGGCUCCCGAAAAGCCACUUCCUACCCUAAAUUAUUCCUGUGCUGGGCCCAGGAAAUUCUAUUAGCUGACAACUCUCUAGGGAUUCUGAGGACCAAUCAGAAAAUCACCUCUCUUUGCCCCAUGUAUGGCAGUCGAUUUGGCUAUGCCCUUUCCAAUGGCACAGUUGGAGUUUAUGACAAAACAUCCCGCUAUUGGAGAAUUAAAUCCAAAAAUUAUGCGGUGAGCAUUCAUGCUUUUGACCUUAAUUCUGAUGGAGUAUGUGAACUGAUAACUGGUUGGUCCAAUGGGAAGGUCGAUGCUCGAAGUGACCGAACAGGGGAAGUCAUCUUUAAAGACAACUUUUCUUCUGCAGUUGCUGGUGUGGUAGAGGGAGAUUACCGGAUGGAUGGCCGCAUGCAGUUAAUCUGCUGCUCUGUGGAUGGGGAAAUCCGGGGCUACCUGCCAGGCACAGCUGAAAUGAGAGGGAAUCUCAUGGACACCAGCAUAGAGCAGGACCUGAUCCGAGAGCUGAGCCAGAAAAAACAAAAUCUGUUGCUGGAACUCCGAAACUAUGAGGAAAACGCCAAGGCUGACUUGAGCAGCCCACUGAAUGAGGCUGAUGGGCAUCGGGGCAUCAUCCCAGCCAAUACCAAGCUCCACACUGCCCUCUCGGUGAAUCUGGGGAGUGAGAUUCAAGCUGCUCAUGCAGAAUUGUGUAUUUCCACAUCUAAUGACACUAUCAUCCGAGCAGUAUUGAUUUUUGCAGAGGGAAUUUUUCUGGGUGAAAGCCAUGUGGUACACCCCAGCAUUCACAACCUCUCCAGUUCAAUCCGCAUCCCAAUCUCACCUCCCAAGGAUGUCCCUGUGGACCUGCACUUGAAGGUCUUCGUGGGUUACAGAAGCAGCACCCAGUUUCAUGUAUUUGAGUUGACAAGACAGCUCCCCCGAUUCUCCACGUAUGCCCUGACCAGCCCAGAUGCUGCCAGCGAACCACUCGGUUAUGUGAACUUUGUUAUUGCAGAACGUGCUCAGAGGGUUGUUAUGUGGCUCAGCCAGAACUUUCUGUUACCAGAAGACAUUAACAUUCAGAAUGCUCCAUUUCAAGUGUGUUUCACAUCCUUACGGAAUGGUGGCCAGCUGUAUAUAAAAAUAAGACUUAACGGAGAGAUCACCAUAAAUACUGAUGAUAUUGAUCUGGCUGGCGAUAUCAUCCAGUCAAUGGCGUUAUUUGCUAUUGAAGACCUUCAGGUAGAAGCUAAUUUCCCCAUCUACUUUGAGGAAUUACGAAAGGUGCUGGUUAAGGUGGAUGAAUAUCAUUCAGUGCACCAAAAGCUCAGUGCUGACAUGGCUGACAAUUCUAAUCUGAUCCGAAGUUUGCUGGUCCGUGCUGAGGAUGCUCGUCUGAUGAGGGACAUGAAAACAAUGAAGAGUCGCUAUAUGGAACUCUAUGAUCUUAAUAAAGACUUGCUAAAUGAAUAUAAAAUUCGCUGUAAUAAUCACACAGAACUGUUGGGAAACCUCAAAGCAGUAAACCAGGCAAUUCAGAGAGCAGGACGUCUGCGUGUUGGGAAGCCAAAGAACCAAGUGAUCACUGCGUGUCGGGAUGCAAUUCGAAGCAACAACAUCAACACGCUGUUCAGAAUCAUGCGAGUGGGGACAGCAUCCUCAUAGCAGAUGAAGAAGAGAUAUUGAGAUUCCUCGAAAACAGUUUUUCUUAAAAAUUUGGGCUGGUUUGUUUUGGAUCAUAUCCUGGUAUACCUGGUGAUCUGAGGGUGAAAACAGCCUUUGUGAGCUGUACAAAUGAAUGACAAAGCAUUGCAUCUGAAAGAUAUUCUCGUGUUAUUUUUAAAUCAUUGUUGAGUAGUAAUAGGCUUGUAUGGAAGCUGGUGAAUGGUUUUUGAAGCCUUAGGAUGUCAGGGUCCAAUUUUUCUGUAUGUAUGUGAAGUCAGUGUAUAUAGAUACAUCUUUUUUCUUGAAAUUAUAAUUUGUAAUUUUAAAAUAAAUGAUCUACCUUUUCACUAAAAUGUAAAGGUAUAUAUACUUUGUUGCUAAGUGAUUUUAACAUCACCAUAUCAGAAUUGAAUAAAUCGUUUCUAUUAUGUGGAGAAAAACAAAAAUAAGGAUUAUUUGUGUGCUCACUGAG
Talpa occidentalis (Iberian mole) is the source of this 2398-nucleotide messenger RNA. RefSeq names its product Bardet-Biedl syndrome 2 protein homolog. Gene Ontology annotation, biological process: non-motile cilium assembly. The record is from RefSeq and is a predicted model, not a curated record. Lineage: Eukaryota; Metazoa; Chordata; Mammalia; Eulipotyphla; Talpidae. Gene Ontology annotation, cellular component: membrane; ciliary basal body; neuron projection. Gene Ontology annotation, molecular function: protein binding.